GAUCGCUCCUUAAUUCAAAUUCUUCCUCUGCAACACCUUUUCAUCUUUUUUUUUAAUUGCAUAUGAGAUUGAAUAUUUCUCUUCUUUGGCCUGUACGACACGUUUUUUUGCAAAGUGAGCUUAAUUCGUCUUAAAUGUAAACAAGGAAAAAGUCAUUUGUUGUUGUCUUUAAAUAAUUAUCAAAAAUACGCCCGAAUCUAGAAGGUCACAACCUUGUUUACAUAUUUUCAUCGAAACACAAGUUUCGUCCACUGAGACCGCGUGUAGCAACUUAGUUACUCAAUGAAGUAAUUGCCUUGAAGAAAACAAAACACCAUUUGCAACGCCCAACCUGAAGAAAAUCCUCCCCUCGACUGCUUCCCCCCUCGAGAAGCAUUGUUUGGUACCCAAGGUGUUUCCAUGCACGACGUUCACAGUUGGAGACCGCUGACUCCCAUGUCGCAAGUGUUCUCGUCCACAUUUAAGAUGGCGUCUAUGGGUGUAUUUCUUGUCAUUUCUCUUCUUCUAGGAUUUGCACUCGUAAAUGGUGAACACUUGCAAAAUACGCUCAACCUCCCGCCACGGGUGCUGCUUCCGUAUGUCGCUAGUGGAUCCGUUCAUACCAAUUUUUCCUUCAAAGUUCUGCAUGGAUGCUUCGUAUGGACUUCGAGUAGACCCGAGGUUGCUUCAACUCAUCCCGUGUACAACAAUGGAGACGAAGUAUCAGGGAGAAAAUGUUCAAAGGAAGCCAUUUUAACAGCCCAAGCAAGAGUUCCAAAAAUGCAAAUGACAGAAAUAUUUGGAGAAGAUGAAGUUACUGGUGUGGUUUUGCGAAGCGAUGUUUAUGUACAUGACAUUGCGAAGAUUGAAAUCGUUACUACCACUCGCAAACUUUUGCUUGGGGAAGCACCAGCAGUUUGUCAUAUCCAGGCCUUUGACAAGGAAGGAAAUAUGUUUUCCACUCUGGGUGGUCUUGAAUUUGAAUGGGAACUGAAGACAGUUGAGGGGGUUGGUUCAGUUAAUGCAAAAUCUGUGUUAAGAUUUAUGCAGUUUUCGUUUUCAAGUUAUGAAACUUCACCAGAGAUAUAUUCUUUAGAAGCAAAGGGUUCACGUGGAGGUUCCAUUGUAAUAGAACCCAUCAACACUGGAACAGCAAUUGUCAAAGCAAUGCUCAAGGAUACAUCAUUUGCUAAUGUUUCUCCAGCUGAAGCAAGAAUUUUAGUUUUAGAUAAUGUGUUGUUAGUACCUGGCUAUGAUGUGUAUAUCCUGGUUAACACAUCUGUCACGUAUAGUGUUAACAGAAUGCACAGAGGAAAGACCACAGCGAUACCAAUGCCGUCAUCACAAUUUGAAUUUAAACUGAGCAAUACCACAGUAGGCCAUCUGAAUGUCAAGAAAUCAAGUGUGCUUGGUGUCAAGAUUGGUUACACCAAAGUUACUCUUGUUGAUAAAAAUAUGCUUCUCAUGCAGGCUGUACAUCAACCAGCUGUUGGAGUUCAUGUUGUGGAUGCAGCUUUGUUAGGUUUCAGUAUUGUGCCACAUCCAGACUGGGUGUUACAAGUGGGGAUUGAGUAUGAUGUUACUGUUCAUAUCUACAGUCAUGACAACCGUAAAGUCUUUAUCACUGAUAUUCUUGGUACAAACGUGAUCCACACCUUCAAUAAUCCCAUCUCAGGACAACAAGAAGCAGAUAUUUUUGAUCCAGUGGUUGUCAACCCUGAGAUAAUAGUGUUCCCAUGGUACCCACCAGAGCAACAGAAAGUGGCCAGCCACACCCAGUUUCAAUAUUUAUUGGAGCCAUCUGGAGGAAGUGGAAUGUAUAUUUGGUCGUCAUGUAACACCUCAGUAGCCACUGUAAGCACCAAAGGCAUUGUUAUCACAACUAAUGCAGUAGGACACACCCAGGCUCGUGCAGCAGACAUGAAGAAUCUGGCAAUUUUUGGAACAGCAGAGGUUUAUGUCCUUCCACCAAGAAAAAUGGAGUUUCUUCCCUCUGUUGUUGAAGCUCAAGUUGGUUAUUCAUUGUCACUCCCACUGGCUGUAGCAACUUGCAUUUAUACAGCAUGCCAAGAGUUCCAUGUUUUCACCGAUUGUCGCACUCUCCCUGUGAUGUACUCUUUUUCUGACCCGUCUAUUUUCAAGUUAGUUGAAGAGAAAAGAGAUUAUGAGAUAACUGCUGGAAGUUGUAUGUCGGUGAAGCUUCUUGCCCUUCGUUCUGGCUUCACCACACUGACUGUGACUUACCAGUACAAGGACAUAAUUCUACGUUCUGGGGUGACUGUUGGUGCUUAUCACCCACUUAAGGUUCUAGAUCCAGUGGAUGUUGGUGUGGUGUCUUUGUGUUCAGCAAAGAACCUCUUGUUAGAGGGAGGACCUCUUCCUUGGAUUGUGGAUACUUCUGGAUAUUAUGAAGAAGUGAUUCCAGAUCCACAGAAAGAGGACCAUGUUUCUGUUGGGUAUUAUCCCACAUUUGACUAUCUUGUUGAUAACAGUGGAUCGUAUCAUUAUUUUAACAUAAUCUGUUUAAAGCAAGGUGAACAGGUUCUCACUGUGAAGAUUGGAAACAAACCAUCUGCAAAGAAUCCAUACCCAGCAAGCUCCUCUGUAUUAAUCAGAUUUGCAUGCAUGGACCCUGCAUCACUGACAAUUGUUCCCGACAUAAAACUUCCAACAGUGGAUGGGCGUCAACUGUCUCCUGAAAAUUGUGUGAGCUCGAACAAAGAGAUCCAUGUGCGCAACAAUCAACAGUUAAACCUUGCUGUCCAUCUCCGUGACUCCUUCGGACGCUUAUUUGACAACUUCACAUCACUGACUGUAGUUUGGUCGACCAGCGAUCGCACUUUGGCAGAAUUUGUUGACAUGACAAGUUCUGUUAAGAUGAUGUUUGUCAAAUACAAGGACGAUGAAAACCUUAGAAGAGCAAUGUCAUAUCAAACUGUCAGUUUGAGCGACAAGAUGGGUGGAGUUGUUAUCGAGGCAUCCAUUGAAGGCUACCAAUGCAACAUUUUAAGAUGGUGUGGAAGGGAAUUGAAGAAACCCGUUAAGUUUAAUUUGCGAGGGCAUCUGAAAUUGCUGCUUGUUCCUGAAAGGCAACUUGUUCCACCAGCCGCUUCAAUACUGAAUCAUCCUGAAAAUCAAGCUGUUUUCCACAUUAAAGGAGGCUCGGGUCACUUUGCUGUGAAAGGAAGCAGCAAUGCUAUCGCAAAAGUUAAUUACCAAGGAAAAACUGACAUACUAGUUAUCCCAAGAUCCGAGGGUCUGUUCACGGUGAUGGUGCACGAUUUGUGCUUGGACUCAACCGGGCCAGCGGUUGCCGAUGUUCAAGUUUCUGAUGUGUACGGUGUAGAUGUUGUUGUUGUCAACAAGAUUGAGUUGUACGCAUCAGAGACCCUGAGGCUCAAAUUGCUAGAUAUAUUUGGGGUGCCACUGUUGUUCAGAAAUCUUGAGUUUCUCACCUUGACUCCAAAUUUUACUCCAGACAUUUUAGACAUCAGGCGGGACUUUGAGCUUGAAGACAAGGGAAAAAUCAAUCAAGAUACUGCAUAUUUCACGGUCAGAGGACUCUCUCUUGGUACUGCAAGCCUCACAUUCACAGCAUCAGCAACAGGGAGAGGAAAAGCGACAAGUGAUCCAAAGGAUAUCCAGGUUUUUGCACCCCUAAGGCUGGACCCAAGAGUGGUGGUGCUGAUUCGUGGAGCUUCAUUUCAGGUUCGAAGUUCAGGUGGGCCCAGUCCCCAGGCGGCAACAAUCUUCAGCAUCGCUAACCACACAGUGGCAACUGUCAGCAGCGUGGGACUAGUGGAGGCACAGCAGCUUGGAACAACAAACCUUACUGGGUUUGUACAAACAGCUGAUCCAAUCAAGGGACAGACGGUGUUGCAUUCCAAGGAUAUUGUUAUCGUACAUGUCAUACAGCUGAAAGGAAUUAUUAUCAAUGUUGCCUCUACCAACCUUGUCACUGGAACUAAGAUCAGCAUGUAUGCAGCUGGUUUAAACGAUGAAACACCAUUUACUUUUGCUAAUGCUGUACCUGGUUUGAAGUUCUUUUGGACCUCAACUAACCCCGAUGUAUGCCAAGUCAAGUCAGUGUACGUUCUGAGUGGGGUGGCUGUGGAAAGCGAGAAUGAUUUCCGUGUGGAUCUGCACUGCAUUAACCCCGGACAAACGACUGUACGACUCAGGGUGGUAAUAACUGACCACAGUUAUCAACAGGCUCAUAAGGACGCUUUGUUACAAGAUGAGGUCACAUUUGAGGUCUAUGAAAGGCUGCAGUUGAUUUUCCCUGCAAAUGGCUUUCUACUUCUUCCUCACAAUGUUAACACCAAAAUCCAGACAAACAGAGAUGGUUCGGCAAGAAUAACCUACGAGAUGAUGACAGACUGUUCUAAGCACAACAAGGCUUCUAGUGGUGCUGCUAUAGCUGGUGUCAGUAGAAGUGGUCAGGUGUCCACUGCAUCUCUGUCUGGGACGGCUGUGGUGUUGGUGACUGUCCAUGAGGAGUUCGGCAUCAAUCAAACUGCUGUUGUCCAUGUGGAGGUCAAGGCUGUUUCAUCAAUCGUUAUAAAUUGUCAGUCUCCCGUGAGAACGAACUCUGACAAGCUACAUACAUUUCCCCUGGGAAUGAAUGUCCUGCUCGCUGUAACAUUGCAUGACAAUAUCGGACGAAGAUUUGCUGUUGCCAGUAUCCCGCUCAAAUACAGGCUCAACAGAUUUGAUGCCGUUCAUGUUGUACCAGGACCAGAAAAUGGCACUUUUUAUGCCAGGGCAGUAAACCUUGGUGAAGCCAUCCUUAAGGUGUGGGACCCAAGUUCUGUUAACAUAGCAGACUACGUCCGCAUACGAGUUGGUCAUGGUCUGACUCCAACCAAAGCGACACUGUUGUUAGGGAUGGUAGAACAGUUCAGUACAAGUGUUAUAUCUGAAGGUAUAGGUGGUAUGUGGUCAUCAUCUAACGACAAAGUUGUCAGCAUCAACUCCACGACUGGCAUGGCAAUGGCAACAGCUGCAGGAACUGCUACUAUUUACUACAAGAUACCUCAGUUGUACUCAGCCCAGACUGAAGUCAAAGUCGAGAGCCUGAGUUACAUUCAUGUCUCGAGAGAUGACGCCCUGGUCAUCACCAAUAUCCCGCGACUGGAUGGGCGUGGCUAUGUCAUUCCUGUUAACUUGGGACACGACUAUUUGUCGCAGGAACAAACAACCAAAGCAUCUGGUCUUGUAGAUGGAAUUCUGCUGUUUGAAGAACUAGGUUUCAAACAGGCGACACCUUUCCAGUGUAUUCUACACCUUGGUAAUGAUCUGCAUGGCAAUAUCCACGCACAUGACUUGUUUGAGGUGAAGCCCGGGUUCGUCGAUGGACAACCAAUGUGUUAUGUGGUACCAAAGAAUGCUAAAGACGAUGUGAUCAAGUCGGCAAGUUCUAUCGCUGCUCAGCUGAGUCUUGUUGUCAGGAUUUUCGACGAGAUUCAAGGUCGUAGCGAAUCCUCGGAGUCAUUAAAACUUCCCUUCGUGCCUGCAUUUGUGUUGAGUGAAACAGAACUGGAGCUUUCUGCUGAUAAACGGAAAGCGCAAGUUUUUGUUAUGGCCAAUGCUGAACAGCUGAACAACCUUGAGGUAAGAUCUCAAGACCCGUCCCUGGUCAAAUUUACAGGGUGGUUAAGUUCAGUUGAUAAGGAGGGCGAAUAUGAGAUAGAAGUUGUCGAGAAAAAUGGCAAGUCUUUCAAGAGAGUCUGGGUGGAGUUUAAAAGCUUACUUACCGGCCAGAGAGGCUUAGUGUACGUGACUUACACAGCGCCAUCCAGUGGUGCAGUCCCUGUGCUGUUACCAGGAGCAAUUCCAAGCAGUGAGCAGUGUCCAACAGUCGCAGCAGGCAAAAUAGAGAGAAGCUUUCAAGGAUUUCUCUUCGCCUUGCUUGGACAGACAAGUGCUUGGAUAAUCGGUUUGUCAUUUUUUAUUGGGUGCAUAAUUCUUGCGCUGAUCUUAUGCUGCAGUCCUCGUGGCAGGGGUGCCAGUAGUGGAGCAGUGUCUGGAGCGACCUCUCCCAGCCCUCUCAGAGGGACCCCUCAGCAUGGAAGCCCUUAUCCACAAGGUCCAUAUCCUGGUUCAUCUACAGGUACAUUGUCCGCGGGAAGGCCUAUUUAUCUGAGCUCAACCACAGGCGCAUUUUCACCGGGAGCUGGGGCGUAUGGAUCUCGUGGUAGUGCGAACGAUACAUCUCCUCGGUCCUUUCCAGAGGAGCACGAUGAAACACACCGAGGAAUAUCCACAACAUACCGGCACACCAAAACCUCUGCUCGCACAUAUCUUUCCGACGAUAGUUCUCACGCCUCUGGAGCAACGUCUAUUGGGCGUGUUUCACCGAACAAGUCACCCAGAUUGUUCAGUGUCAAUCAAUAACGUAAGAUUGACGUGAACUUUCAUGAUAUUUCGAUAUUUAAUGUGCUGCUUGUGGAAUUGGCUACGUGUGUACAGUUUAAGGAGGAAUGGCAUAUUUCCUUGUAACUCUCAACGCAAAGAUGCUAAAGUUAUUGUUCGAUGACAUUUUUUGUGUUGAUGCUUGAAAGGCUAACUGAAGUGUACUUCUUACUUGUCCUAAGUCACUGUAAAAGAGGUUUUAGGGGAAGGGCGAACUCCAAGAAAAAGAAAAACCAACCAAAAAUCAAUAUAAAAUGAAUUCAUACAAGUGAAAAUUGAGCGAAAAAUUGGCACAACGAAGUACUGUUGUAAAAAAUUUCAAUAGUCUUCUUUCAAACAAAUUCCAAAGGAGGAGAACGAGUCGUCGAGAGUGAAAAUCAUUCGAGAGAAAUUACUUAGUCUGUCCCAAUUGGAAAUUACGGGCUGGAGGCACUUUGCGAAAUAAUUGGUGUUAACAUUGUUUCAGAAACUCUGAAAGCUCUAGCUUAAAUUCGUGGAAGUGAUCACUUAAGGUUUUCUAAGCGGAUCGUGAUAAACUUGAUUUUACUAGUUUUCUAAUAUAAACUAAAACUUUCAAAAUGCUGCCUUAACCGUAUUUUUAUACAGUAUAGGUCUUGCGAAAAGUGUAUUAUGCUGAGAACAGCGGGUUAAUUGGAUCUUGGAGAUAAUAAUUUUCGAUGCGUCUUGUAUUUAUUGACCCAUUUAAAUAUUUUUGUAGGUACCGUGUCUUUUUUAGACUGCUGGCAGUUCCUCUUGCGCGUCGAAAGUGAUCAGCGAACGGAAAAAAACUCUGAGCUGUGCCUGCAACUCUCAGCGGUUGCACCAUUACGAUGUAACUUUCUCGCUGAUUACGUAUGACGUGCGUGAAGAUCUAAGCUGAAUUUAAGAGGCGCUGCUCGCACUCUAAGCCUUUGUAAGAUAAAAUAGACCUUUCUAAUAAAUGUAUUUAUUUCAUUUCACA
Molecule: messenger RNA, 7354 nt
Organism: Pocillopora damicornis (cauliflower coral)
Lineage: Eukaryota; Metazoa; Cnidaria; Anthozoa; Scleractinia; Pocilloporidae
Product: nuclear pore membrane glycoprotein 210
Cellular component (GO): nuclear pore
Source: RefSeq, a predicted model, not a curated record